Molecule: messenger RNA, 1645 nt
Organism: Coffea eugenioides
Lineage: Eukaryota; Viridiplantae; Streptophyta; Magnoliopsida; Gentianales; Rubiaceae
Exons: 5
Coding region: 116-1372 (418 amino acids)
Source: RefSeq, a predicted model, not a curated record
GGCAAUUCUCGCGCACAACUUGGCUGUUCUUUGAAUGGUUUUGAAGGAGACAAGUGCGUCCUAAAUUCUGGGUGAAGACUGCGAAGUUAAGAGUGAUUAGCAGAAAGCUGUUGACAUGGGUAUUAGUCCUUUUGAUCACACGGACCCUGUUUUGGCAUCUAAGAGGAAAUAUGGUAACGUUAAUCAUCCGCACAAGAAUUGCAAAGCUGAUUCUUUGAAGGAAAACUCAAAAAGGUUUGCAUUUUUUGAGGCUGAUGUAGAUGAAGAUUAUAGGCAAUUUUUAACAAAUUAUGACUGCAAUGAUAACAGCAUGAAUGAUGAUGCUCUGGACAAUGAUCCACAUUAUGAGAUUUUUUUGAGUAGUCUAAUAGUAAAUGGAAACUCAUUUGUGCUUCAAGUUAACGAAAAGAAUGGAUUAUCUGAGCCUCUAAAGUACGAUGCAGAAGACAGCUGUGAUGAUGAGAGCCUAGGUAACUCCGGGGACAUGAAGGCAGCAAUAGGGGGCAAUGUUGGAGAUGAUACAUCUGAUUCUUCAGGUGGUUCUGAGUUAGAUUCUCCACUAGUGUUCAGUGAUCUUGCUAAAAAACAGAGGCAGUUUGUGGUUGAGGAUGAUAUUAGGUCCAAACCCACUGAUUCUAAUCCUUCAGGGAAUCAGGCAUACUUGGUUGAAGAUCUUGGCAGUGGAGGCUUCUGUGCAUCUGGUGGAAAGUAUAAGACUGAUAUGCAAAGUAAGGAGUGCAGCAAGUCUCAAAUCUUGAGAAAGUCAAUGAAGGUCAAGAAAAAAAAUAAUGAUGAAUGUGAAGAUGAUUAUCAGAGAUACAUCAAUUGUUUAAGAUUUGAUGGUGAAAAUUUUGUUCUGAAAUACAAAAAUGCAUCCCCUAUAGUAUAUGAGAGUGAUGAGUAUCCACCAGAUGCCCAGACAAAUAAUUGUACAUAUAACAUGGAAGAAAGCACAAAGCUCCCUGCAACUGCUGGAGGAUCUCAUGCUAGUGUCAUGGGAGAUGAUAACUGCCAUUAUAUUGGCACUUCAAGCAGUCAUUCCCCGUUCAGGGAACAAGUGAUGAGGAUUUUAAGAAAGCCAUACGACUUAAAGGAACACCAAAUGCUUGGGCAGCUUAUCCUUGCUCGAAAGCCAAUAGCCCGUAACAUGGACUUGCGCAAUGGGAGGGAUAUGACCUAUUCAAUAAAUAAAGAUGGAAAAUCAUAUCUUGAUCAUCACGAUGAUCUUCGUAGAAAGCUUCAAGCAGCCAAAACACCCCAUGAAGACUUGAACUUGUUACGCGGGUUUUUCUUUUGGUUACAGAAUCUGACUCAGGACGGAGCCUUCGAACCAUGGCUAGACGCGUCAUGUCUUGCCCAGUGUAGAUCUUAAGGAGCCUUCAAACCAUGGCUACAAGCCUGCUGGAUGUUCUGGCACUUGGAUUGUUGCAUAUUUUAGAAAUAUGAACUAGCAUAAUGUAAGGGGCAUUGGGUGACCUUUUUGUGGGGCAAAAUCUUAAGCACCCUAUGAUUUUUGAAUUGAUAGCUGCUUGUACUUCAGGCUCUUAAUUGUUGCUUCCUCUAAGCCCAAUUGCAUGGAUAGUUAAAGGUUAAAUUUCACUUUGCACCCUUCAAUUAUACUCGAAUUUUCACCUUGAUCCUUAAA